AACAAACGGGAAACCAACUGUCCGAAUAAACUAAAACGAACCGAAUACAUUUCCAUGAGAAAGUCUUUAACGUUGGAUGAGAUAUAUUUAUCAGUGUAUUAUUACCAGGUACCACAGUUUGACUAAAAUGCCCCUUUUUGGCAACAUAUUCAGCCCCAAGAAGACGCCACCCCGGAAAUCAGCAUCUCUCUCUAACCUUCAUACAUUGGAUCGAUCCACUCGAGAGAUUGAGUUAGGGCUGGAAUAUGGGGCCCCUAUUAUGAAUAUUGGGGGUCAGAGCUUGAAAUUUGAAGAUGGACAGUGGAUUACAGAGUCAGGAGGUAAUGUGUCCAGCAAGGAAGUGCAGAAACUGAAGAAGAGGAAUCUGCAAUUAGAAGAAGAAAACAACCUUCUAAAGCUUAAGAUCGAACUUCUUUUAGAUAUGCUCUCUGAAACCACAGCCGAGUCACACCUAAUGCAGAAAGAACUGGACGACAUGAAGAGUCACUCCAGACAAAAGAAGUGAUGGGAAGCGUGGAUUUGAGAUGAUUCUGUUCUGGAUGCAGUUUUUUGUGUUGUUCUUCAUAGGAAUGAUUUAUGCUAUUUAAAAAUGAGACUUCACUUCUUAUGAAUGGCACGGUGGUGUAGUGGUUAGCACUGACGCCUUACAGCAAGAAGGUUCUGGGUUCGAGCCCAGUGGCGGACUGGGGCCUUUCUGUGUGGAGUUUGCAUGUUCUCCCCGUGUCCGCGUGGGUUUCCCCCACAGUCCAAAGACAUGCAGGUUAGGUUAACUGGUGACUCUAAAUUGACCGUAGGUGUGAAUGUGAGUGUGAAUGGUUGUUUGUCUCUAUGUGUCAGCCCUGUGAUGAUCUGGUGACUUGUCCAGGGUGUACCCCGCCUCUCACCCAUAAUCAGUUGGGAUUGGCUCCAACUUGCCCGUGACCCUGUACAGGAUAAGCGGCUACAGAUAAUGGAUGGAUGGAUGGAUGGAUGGAUGGAUGGAUGGAUGGAUGGUGCUAUGAUGUUUGUGUAAUAAUUUUUCCCUUUGCUCUUUGUAUGAAUAAUAAAAUAUUUUCUUAGUCAA
Neoarius graeffei (lesser salmon catfish) is the source of this 1063-nucleotide messenger RNA. It is a transcript of the gene cby1, whose product is annotated as chibby 1, beta catenin antagonist. The coding region runs from base 77 to 505 and encodes 142 amino acids. The transcript is spliced from 5 exons. The record is from RefSeq and is a predicted model, not a curated record. Lineage: Eukaryota; Metazoa; Chordata; Actinopteri; Siluriformes; Ariidae.